This is a messenger RNA of Wasmannia auropunctata (little fire ant), 1532 nucleotides long. RefSeq lists its product as uncharacterized. Gene Ontology annotation, molecular function: nucleic acid binding. The record is from RefSeq and is a predicted model, not a curated record. The annotation marks the transcript as partial. The transcript is spliced from 4 exons. Lineage: Eukaryota; Metazoa; Arthropoda; Insecta; Hymenoptera; Formicidae.
AUACACAGAGUGGAUCGGUGUUAACUAAAAAAGGCUGCAAAAACAUAUAUAAUAUUGUAAAUAACAACGAGAAAAAGUCUUUAACAACACUGAUUACUGGUAAUGCAGCCGGUCAAUUAGCACCACCUUUAAUAAUGUUUCGAUAUCAAAGAAUUCCUGGUUAUAUCAUUACUAAAAUGCCACCAGGCUAUAGUUAUGGACGAUCUGAUAAUGGUUGGAUGAAAGGAGAAAAUUUUUUUGAGUAUAUAGCAAACGUGUUUUAUCCAUGGUUAAUUAAAAACGAAAUACAGUUUCCAGUUGUAUUAUUUGUAGACGGUCACUCCUCGCACUUAACUCAACCACUAAGCGCUUUUUGCGCUACAUCUGGAAUUGAGUUGGUGGCAUUACAUCCAAACUCAACUCAUAUAAUUCAACCAAUGGAUGUAUCUCUGUUUAAAUCUUUAAAAACUGCAUGGAAACAAACAAUCUCGAAUUAUCAAAUUAAAUUCAAUCAGCUGUCUAUACAAUAUCAAGAUUUUGGAACGGAACUAAAGGAAACAUUAGAAGGAAUAGGUGUUACUAAGAUUUUGAAAAAUGGUUUCCGAGUUUGCGGUUUACAUCCUUUUAAUAUAGAUGCAAUUGAUUUUUCUAAACUCUUUAAAAGAGAAAAUACUUUAUCUAAACCAGCAAUCGAUCACGAGGAUCACAAUAAAUUUUUAGCUUAUAUGGAAAACAUGUUGGGAUCAGAAAUAAUGACAUUCAAGGAAAAUAAAGAUGAUGAAUGGAAAGGUCUUCCAGAGAACAGAAAUUUAUUUAACUUUUGGAAUAAAGUAUCAAAAUUAUGUGUCACCAAUUCCAACACUAUUUCAAAUAUUACUCAAGAUGACCUGACGUUUGUUGAUGCUGAUCUUAACGAGAAUGUUGGUACUGAGGCUCGCAGCAUUAAAUAUGCAAUUGAAAUUCCAUCUAAUAUAAAUAUAGAAAAUAAUUUUCUUAAUACAGAACAAUCUCUUCUCGAUUGUGAUGAUGUCAAUAUUAUUAUUGAUGAACAUGGCAAUAUACUAGAUGAAAAUUAUCUUCAAAAUCAGAUUAACGAAACAUUAAUAACACAGGAUAAUGAAAAUGAAGAUCCACUUAUUAUUAACAAACAAUCGAAAGUCACAGAAACAGUCGAAACAAACAAUAAACAUCUUGAAGAUGUUACUAAUAUUGUGCAAAAUAAAACAAAAGAGAAUUUUGAUUUAACGUUAGAAAUGCAAGUUCCAACAGCUUUUAAAAAAUCUGUUUUUUGGUCUAAACUAGACUUAUCUAAGGAUAAAAAAAGGAAACCUCGAUCAAAAAUUCCAUCCGUUCUUACUUCAGAACAGGGACUACAAUAUUUAUAUGAAGCAGAAGAGAACAAGAAGAAAAAAGAAGAAGCGCAAGAACAAAGAAAAAACAUUGGACUAGAAAGACUUGCAGCUGCGAAAGAAAUUAAACAUUGCAGCAAAUGGACAUUAAAUGGGGAGGUAGCAUUCGGUACACGGGCAUUAAAAUGGGGAGGCGGAUAUUUG